This is a messenger RNA of Nothobranchius furzeri (turquoise killifish), 1128 nucleotides long. RefSeq names its product C-signal. Gene Ontology annotation, cellular component: cytoplasm. The record is from RefSeq and is a predicted model, not a curated record. Lineage: Eukaryota; Metazoa; Chordata; Actinopteri; Cyprinodontiformes; Nothobranchiidae. Gene Ontology annotation, molecular function: oxidoreductase activity.
GCAGCAAGCACUCCUCUUUUAUAACUACUUCUCUGCUAUGGCGGUCCCCGUUGCUCUCAUCCAGGGUGCCAGCAGAGGGUUAGGGCUUGAAUUCUGCAAACACAUUUUAAAAAAUAAAAGCCUUGCUGUUGUCAUCGCGACAUGCCGAAACCCUGACGGGUCCUCCGAGCUCCGGGGCCUUUCAGGCCAACACCCGGGCAGACUCACGGUUUUAAAGCUGGACGUGAACCACGAGCAGGAGAUCCUUGAAGCAGCAGAGCAGGUUAAGCAGAACUUUGGUCGUCUGGAUCUCCUCAUCAACUCCUCAGCGAUGCUUCACCCUUCCAAGAGAGGAGAGACCAGCCUGAGGGAUGUUUCUGCACAGGGUGUAAUUUCCACUCUGACAACCAACACUGUGGGUCCCCUGGUGAUGGCCAAAUAUUUUGCUCCCCUCCUCCAGAAAGGCAGCGGUGCUUUUGGACAGCAACCUGCAGUGAAAGCCAAGCAUCACAGCGGCAUCAUCGCCAACAUCACAGCUAAAGUGGGGUCCAUUGGAGACAACGGACUUGGGGGGUGGUACAGCUACAGAAUGUCUAAAGCAGCUCUAAACAUGGCUACCAGGAACUUAUCCAUAGAGCUGGGACGCAGUCGACCCAGGGUGGUGUGUGUGUCCAUACAUCCAGGAACAGUCAACACAGACCUCUCCAGACCUUAUCACAAGAAUGUUCCAAAAGAGAAGCUGUUUAGUCCCGAACACUCUGUGAGCUGUCUGAUGAGCAUCAUAAAUUCACUGAAUAUUGACAAAACAGGAAAAGCGUACAGCUGGGAUGGGACUGAACUGCCUUGGUAGAAUCAAUAACUGGGAAAAAAAAGAGUUGUGCCCACUGGUGUUCUCUGUACGAGCUCCUCAAGUGAAAUGUGCUGAAGGAGAAGCUGCACAAGACGUACCUGAUCCAGAUGUUAAGCUUCAGUCUGAUAAGAGUUAUUUUUAUUGGAUUAGGAUUCAAACAUCGGCUAAAGCUGACAGCCCUCACAGCGACCUCAAAUAUCUCAUUAUUGUGAUACAUGUCUCAAAAGGAGAAGUGAUUUGGAAAGUAGAGGUGUAGCAAAGUCCUGAGAUUGUAAUAAAAUAUUUGAAAUUCAAAAAAA